Messenger RNA from Moesziomyces aphidis, 582 nucleotides. The record is from the annotation of a GenBank genome assembly. Lineage: Eukaryota; Fungi; Basidiomycota; Ustilaginomycetes; Ustilaginales; Ustilaginaceae.
AUGGAAGGCUCAAUAGGGAAGGACGAGAUCGUGGCCACCACCAAAUUCAAACCAUCUUCCUCUUCGAUCGCGGCACGGCAGAAGAAGCAGCAGGAUGAUGUGGUCGACGACUGGGACGCCGAGAGUAGCGACGAAGACACAGCCUCGGUGCAGCAGAACGAUGCAGCAGAGACGAGCCCAGCGCAAGCGGACGUCUUCCGCGCAUCCAAGGACGAGUGGACAGAAGCCAACUCACAGGCACCUACGGCUGUUCCGCUUGUCGUGUCGGGCCCAGGCCGAACACUGCCCGGGUCGGCCUACGGCCAGCGCUUGAAUUCUCGCGAGAACGGGCCGGUACCCUCGUCACCGUACGCAGGCAGCUCCGCUACGGCAGAGCCACCGCGGAUCCUCCAACGGCCCAAGAAUGUGGCUCCUGGCGUACGCAGUGACGGAACACCAGCGACCAUGUCGGAUUCGUCCUCUCAAGAGCGCAAGACGGUGGAGCAGCGCCAGGAAGAGUAUCGUUUGGCGCGCGAGAGGAUCUUUGGUACUCCCACCAACGCGUCUGGUGCGCCGUCGAGGGGUCGCCCCUCGAAGCAGUAG